AGGCUGAGAGCAUCUCACAAUGAGUCAGUCACACAGCAGAGUGGAGCCAAACCUUAUUGAUGAUGAACUGGUUCAGAAAGCCAUUGAAGAGCAGUGCCCAGAGGACAUAGGGAUGCUUCUCAAGAUGGAAGGUAUUAACUUUAAGGAUGUGACAGAGCUACAGCUUAGUUUUAGGAAUAUCCUGCAGGUCGAUAAUCUGUGGCAGUUGGAGAAUCUGACUAAACUGCAGCUGGACAACAACAUCAUUGAGAAGAUAGAAGGUCUGGAGAGUCUGGUUCACCUUGUAUGGCUUGACUUAUCCUUCAACAAUAUUGAAGUAAUCGAGGGCCUGGAUACCCUUGUCAAACUGCAGGACCUCAGUCUCUACAAUAACAGAAUAUCUAAAAUUGAGCACAUGGACACGUUGCAGGAGCUGCAGAUUCUCUCCAUAGGGAAGAAUAAUCUGGCCAGUCUGGAAGAUAUGAUCUACCUCAGGAAGCUGAAGAACCUGCGCACGCUGAGCCUCACGGGGAACCCUCUCUGCCAGGACGAGCAGUACCCCCUCUUUGUGGUUGCCUCUCUCCCAGACCUGAUGUACUUGGACUUCGAGCUCGUGAGUGACACCACGCGAGAAGCUGCAGUUUUAAAGUAUCAAGAUCUUAUUGAGCCCUUGGAAAGUGAGGAGGCUCAAGCCCUGGCUCAGCUGGAGGAAAAGCAGGCGAAGCAGAAGGAGCUGGAGUACCACAAGACAGCCUUUGUUGAGCACCUGAAUGGAUCAUUCCUGUUUGACAGUAUGUAUGCUGAGGAUCCAGAAGCUGCCAAACUGGCUUACCUCCCUGGAGUGGGUGACCUGCUGCAGGCGUACAGGCAGGAGUUUGUCUCAGUUUGUGAGAAUCUGUUUAACUUUGGUCUGAAAGAGCAUGAAAAACGAGAAGCUGAAGUCUCUGAUUUCCACACAAGCCUUCAGGAAGCAUUAACAGCCAACCAGCAAGAAGGCAGGAAAAUCAUCCUGGACUUUGAACAUCAGAGCAGCAGGAUGCUGGAUGAGAUUCAUAAUGCCAGUAGUAAGGAUAUUGCUGAGUCUAAACAAGCUGAGUACCAGCAGGACAUACUUCAGCUGUCAGAAGCACUCAUGACCUUGGAAAUGCUGGUGGCUGACCAGGUGGAGGAACUGCUAAAGGAUUUUGAAAGCAACAUUGCUGCCAUAGCAUCGACAUUCAUCGAGGACGUUAAAGGGAUAAUGACCCAGUGCCGGGACCUGGAAAACCGUCACCACGAGAAGCUGCUGGAGAUCUCCAUCAACACACUGGAGAAGCUGCUCAAGAAUGAGCUCCACGAGGAUCUGCCAGAUGAUGUGCGAAUGCUUCUCAUGGACAAACCCUCCCUUGUCAACACCCUCAACGCCUCCCAUCACAUCCGCCUGCUGAAGAUCAACCUGAGGGAGAGUGACAUCCUCUGCAGCACCUACCGCUGGCAGGCCUCUGUGACAGAGCAGGCUUUCCAAGAGGAGGUCGACAGAAACCGCGAACGUGUCAGGGAGAUCGUUCAGUACAUCGACAACCUCCAGGAGGAGCUGGAUAACUUAAGAGAACUUGGAGACAAUGCAGCAGGUCUGCUGUGA
Molecule: messenger RNA, 1600 nt
Organism: Merops nubicus (carmine bee-eater)
Lineage: Eukaryota; Metazoa; Chordata; Aves; Coraciiformes; Meropidae
Gene: DRC3
Product: leucine rich repeat containing 48
Exons: 12
Coding region: 20-1600 (526 amino acids)
Molecular function (GO): protein binding
Source: RefSeq, a predicted model, not a curated record